UUUCGCUGAAUUGACAUGGAACCAUCAAAUAAUCUGUUUUUAGUGAUUUCUUGUUGAUUUAACAAAUGAACAUUAAAAACCAAUUUAUUCCUAUGCUUGACGUAAACUUUAUUAAAGAAUUGCCAGAUAAUCGAGAUAAUGAGGAAGCUACUUGUCAGUAUAAUAAUUCAGAAUCAUCUUUAAAAUUUAACAAUAUUUUUAAAAAGAAUGAUGUUUGUACAUUUGAUCCAUAUUUUUCUCUACCAUAUUUUUCAUCACCACAAUAUCCAAUUUUUCCUAUGUUAUAUCCAACUAAGCAUCUUUUAAUUUCACAUCCAUCUCCAUUAAUGAUACCAUCAUUUGACCCAUCACCUGUUCAUUAUAUAGAUACAAGAAAUGUUAUUAAAUCUGGUUAUAUUAAUGACUCAAAUAAAAUAAAUAUUGAAGAUAAUAAAAAUUAUGCCUUUAUUGAUAAAAAUGACUAUUAUCUAAUAAAGAUGGAACAAGAUUUGCAGAAAAGUAUGAAUUCUGAAUAUUUAAAAAAUGUCACAUCAGGUGCAUCAGAAUGCUCUUAUAUUGAAGAAAAAAAUUAUAAACCAAAAGAUGAACACACCAAUAUAUAUCAAGCAUUAGGACUAUUUAUACCCCAAUUGACAUUAAAUUUACAACCUCAUUUACCAUUAAGUCCCUUUUUGACAUAUACACCUUUAAUAUCUAAUCCAUUGUUACCUUUGCUUUCACCUUAUAUGCCAGCCCCAUUUUUAAAAAAUUCCUAUUCACUUACUCACAAUUAUUAUGAUAACAUGAAUAAUAUUGAUGAAAUUAAAUGUAGACAGGAAUUAGCAACUAUUCUUAAUAAUGAUCAUAGAGAAAAAUUAAAUGAAAAUGAUAUUUUAGAAAAAGAUGAUGUAAAUGAAAAUAUUAUUGAAAAUGACAUUAAAAAUAAUAAUAUUUAUGUAAAACCAAAAAUUGAAAGUGCAUUAUAUGAUGAACCAUUACAUAAAAGGAUGCGAGUAAUAUCAAUAAGUAAAGAUGAGGACUAUGAUAUUCAGUCGGAUACAGCAAAAAUUGAAAUAGAAAUAGAAAAUACAAAUAAAAACAAUGUUAAUCAUUUUUCAAUAGAUAAAAUUAUCAAAAAGAAUGUGCUAGGAAAUGUUGACUUAAGUAAUAUGAACAGUAUUUGCCCUUCAGAUUCUUCGAUUUUUAAAAAAGGAAGUUUUAUCCAACUUCAAAAUGGUGAGACAAAGUUGGUUGAAAAUUUGAAAACUCAAGAUUUCUUAAAAAGUUCAGGUUCUAGUCCUGAUUUUGAUAUUGCAAUAGGUCGUGUUAUAACAAUAAAAACAAUUGAUUUGAAAAUGACUAAAAUUUUAUUUGCCAUCAAUGGAAUUGCUAAUAAUCAAGAUACUGAUUUAAAUAAUAUGGAAAAAUUCUCUAAUUUCUCAAAUGGUUCUGAUCACAAAAAAAUGACGCACAUGUUAGUUCAAAAAAGUCAUUUGUUUUUCGUCCAGGACACAAAGGAGAAACAAGGCGGAUGGUCUUCUGUUAGUCCAAAAGAUUCUUUGAAAGAAUUUGGUUUGCUAUGUCGCCAAUUGCUACCCUGCGAUAAUUGCCUCGUUAUAUUGGCCAAGAAUAAAAAUUUGUUCUCGGAUCCGUUAUCAAAGUGUGUCAAUCCCAGCCCAAAUCUUAUUACAAACAAUAGUUUCAAAACUUUUUUGUCUGGAGGGUGUAACCUAGAAAAUCACGAAAAAUUUCGUCCACUAUUUUUACCACCGUCGUCAACUUUUAUUUCUAGAUCUCGCAUUUCUUAAUAAACUUAUUCUAAUUGUUUUUUGUUUAAUUAAAUAAAAAUGAAAAUUAUUUAUUAUUUAAGUCUCGUAUUCUGAUUUUUAAAAUUCAUAUAGUUGUUAACGGUGACUAUAAGAUUAUAUCGAUGUUUACAAUUUUAAAAAUUAACGAAUCUCUUUACCUGAAUAACAUUUCAUGUUAAGGUAUUAAAUAUUAAUAGUUUUCUUGUCUUUUAAAAUACUUUUUAAUGAUGCAUCUAUUUUUUUAAAUAUAAAUAUAGGAAUUAUACGUAAUUCUCGAGUUGAACACUUUAUUUGAAAAACGUUAUUGUGACCAUUA
Gordionus sp. m RMFG-2023 is the source of this 2103-nucleotide messenger RNA. RefSeq lists its product as uncharacterized. Bases 66 to 1787 code for a protein of 573 amino acids. Gene Ontology annotation, molecular function: RNA binding; protein binding. The transcript is spliced from 4 exons. The record is from RefSeq and is a predicted model, not a curated record. NCBI's taxonomy places the organism in Eukaryota, Metazoa, Nematomorpha, Gordioida, Chordodea, Parachordodidae. Gene Ontology annotation, biological process: regulation of DNA-templated transcription.